This is a messenger RNA of Panicum virgatum (switchgrass), 1944 nucleotides long. Its product is annotated as bZIP transcription factor 23-like. The transcript is spliced from 4 exons. Gene Ontology annotation, biological process: positive regulation of DNA-templated transcription. The coding region runs from base 352 to 1422 and encodes 356 amino acids. Gene Ontology annotation, cellular component: nucleus. NCBI's taxonomy places the organism in Eukaryota, Viridiplantae, Streptophyta, Magnoliopsida, Poales, Poaceae. Gene Ontology annotation, molecular function: DNA-binding transcription factor activity. The record is from RefSeq and is a predicted model, not a curated record.
GUUGAGAUUUCGUCGUGGCCUCGGGGCCCGGCGCCGUUUUAAACGCCUCCACACGGCUCCUCCGGGGCGACACCUGUCCACCAUUCCCGUCUCCCCCUGGCCUUCGCCUCGCCUCGCUGCCGUGGCCGCGCAACGCCUUCCCGCACCCACCAACGCGCGUCUUCCACCUCGCGCGCCCUCUCAGGUCUCCUCCAAAUCCCGCCUAAUCCGCUGGAUUUCCCUUGCUAAUUCUAGCAGCUCUUGUCGCUGCUCUGCCAAACCCCUGCUCUGAGCUCAUCCGAUUGGCGGCUCCGGCCUCUGGGCGAAGCGGGUGUUUUGAAGCACGGGUUGGUGGGCGACGGCGAAUCAGGGAUGGAAUUCCCCAGAGGAAGCGGGAGGCGGCCACAGCAGCAGCAGCAGCCGGAGCCGGAGCACCUGCAGCCGAUGACGCCGAUGCCGCUCGCGCGGCAGGGGUCGGUCUACUCGCUCACGUUCGACGAGUUCCAGAGCGCGCUCGGCGGUGCGGGCAAGGACUUCGGAUCCAUGAACAUGGACGAGCUCCUCCGCAGCAUCUGGACGGCCGAGGAGACGCACGCCGUCGCCGCCGCCAACGCGUCGGCGGCGUCCGCGGCCGCGGCGGACCUCGCCGCGCGGGCGGCGUCCAUCCAGCGGCAGGGAUCGCUCACCCUCCCCCGCACGCUCAGCCAGAAGACCGUCGACGAGGUCUGGCGCGACAUCAUGUGCUUCGGCGGGCCCUCCGCCGCGCAGGCCGAGGCGCCGCCCCCGCCGGCCCAGCGGCAGCAGACGCUCGGGGAGAUCACGUUGGAGGAGUUCCUCGUGCGCGCCGGCGUGGUGAGGGAGGACAUGACGGCACCACCGCCCGUACCACCGUUGGCUGUGGCGGCGCCACCGCCGCCGCCUCCUCCGCAACCGCCAAUGCUAUUUCCCCAUGGCAAUGUGUUUGCUCCCUUGGCGCCUCCACCACUGUCGUUCGGGAAUGGGUUGGUGUCGGGAGCUGUCGGUCAGGCAGGUGGUGCCGCGCCCUCGGCGGUAUCGCCGGUGAGGCCGGUUACGUCCAGCGGGUUUGGCAAGAUGGAAGGAGGGGAUUUGUCCUCCCUGUCGCCAUCACCGGUGCCGUACGUUUUCAACGGUGGUCUGAGGGGAAGGAAGCCUCCUGCUAUGGAGAAGGUGGUUGAGAGGAGGCAGCGGCGGAUGAUCAAGAACCGGGAGUCCGCCGCCAGGUCGCGCCAGAGGAAGCAGGCAUAUAUGAUGGAGUUGGAAGCUGAGGUGGCAAAACUUAAAGAGUUGAAUGAGGAGUUGCAGAAAAAACAGAUUGAAAUGCUGGAGAAAGAAAAGAAUGAGGUCCUGGAGAGAAUGAGCCGGCAAGUUGAACCAACGGCAAAGAGAAUUUGUCUGCGGAGGACAUUGACAGGUCCUUGGUAGGCUGUAGACAUGUACCUAGCAGUAUCUCUCGUCUGGAGGACAGGAGUGUACAUAGUAGGCGCACAUGAACUCACCAUCGCCUCGCUGCCGUUGUUGACACAGCCAAUAAUCCAGAGCUUCAGUCUCGUAGGCGGAUAGAUUGCCUGUAAUUUUUUUUGAAGUAAAAUUGCCUGUAAUUUUCACUGCAUAGGUUUUGGGCCCUUUGCAAAAAGAGUUCCAGUGAGUAGAGGAGUUUGUAUGUAGUCGGGUCAGUUUAUUGACCCAAGGAGCGCGUGCUUAUACUCCAUUAGGCUUUUAUGGUUUGGUGUGAUACCAUGAAUCAUUAGUUCAGCAUGUUAGAUGUUAUACAUCCGGCGAAUUUGUAUGCAUAAACCAUAUAGCACUCUGCUUUGUAAAAUCAAGUUGCUUAUGCUGUAGAUCUUCUGUAGAUGUUCGUUGUGCCCAACUUACAGGAGGACACUGCUGAAACAACUAUGCUGUUGUAUACUUUAUUACAGUUGAAGAUGGUCAGUUUGGUGCCCA